Molecule: messenger RNA, 2958 nt
Organism: Rodentolepis nana
Lineage: Eukaryota; Metazoa; Platyhelminthes; Cestoda; Cyclophyllidea; Hymenolepididae
Source: the annotation of a GenBank genome assembly
AUGGCGGAGAGUAUCAAAGUUGUUUGUCGUGUGAGACCCUUAAAUGAAAAUGAGAAAGCUAGGGAUAAUAACUACUGUGUAAGCUUUCCACCGGACUGCUCAAAUCUCAUAAAAUUGGAAAGAGAUAAAACCUAUGCAUUUGAUCAUGUUUUCCAACCUAAAACCCAACAAGUGGAUAUUUACACUACAGUUGCAAAACCUAUUGUCGCUGAUGUUCUCAAUGGCUAUAAUGGAACUAUCUUUGCUUACGGUCAAACGGCCAGUGGCAAAACAUUCACAAUGGAGGGUGUUCUUGGAGACCAGACAUUGCAAGGGAUCAUUCCUAGAAUAGUUCAUGACAUUUUUAAUCACAUUUAUAAUAUGGAAGAGUAUCUUGAAUUUCACAUCAAAGUUUCUUAUUUCGAAAUUUAUUUGGACAAGAUUCGUGAUUUACUUGAUGUUACUAAAAGCAAUCUUUCGGUACAUGAGGAUAAGAAUCGUGUCCCUUAUGUGAAAGGAGCCACGGAAAGAUUUGUUUCUACACCCGAGGAUGUCUUUGAUGUUAUUGAUGAGGGGAAAGCUAAUCGACAUGUUUCUGUAACCAACAUGAACGAGCACAGUUCCCGAUCCCACUCAAUUUUCAUGUUCACUGUCACUCAAGAGAACUUGGAAACCAAGAAAAAGCUCCACGGAAAGCUCUAUCUUGUUGAUUUGGCCGGUAGUGAAAAGGUUGCUAAGACUGGUGCAGAGGGAAGUACUCUUACUGAAGCGAUGAAUAUCAACAAAUCUCUUUCUGCUUUGGGUAAUGUUAUUAACGCUCUCGUGGAUAAUCAUCCCCACGUUCCCUAUCGAGACUCCAAACUGACUCGUAUCCUGCAGGAAUCUCUUGGUGGUAACGCCAAAACCACGAUGAUUAUCUGCUGCUCGCCGUCUAGCUACAAUGAAGCUGAGACCAAAUCCACCCUCCUCUUUGGUAUGCGAGCCAAGACGAUCAAGAAUAUUGUCACUGUCAAUGAGGAGUUGACAGCUGAGGAAUGGCGCCUUCGAUAUGAACGCCUUCAAGCCAAAGCUCGUCGUAUGAAGGAAAUUAUCGAUCGAUUGGAGACAGAAUUGAAAAGAUGGAGAGCUGGGGAGAAUGUGGACACUAAGGAGUGGGUUGUUGCUGCGGAAUUGGAAAUUGAGGAAUCCACUGACGAAGCCGAAGGUGAUGUCUCCAAGGGGACACCUGCACUCCCUUCUACAACCAUUGCUUCUCCUGGUACUCCCUCUACAAGACCUGUUGUUGAUUUGGCUGCUGCUGCAUCUGUUGGUGUCAGUGAGGAACAGUUGCAUGCCCUCUAUCAACAGCUUGAUGAUAAGGAUGAAGAGAUUACUAAACACUCUCAGACUAUUGAACGUCUUCGUCGACAACUCGAGGAGCAGGAGCAGCUGCUUCGUGAUGCUCGUAUUGAGGCUGAUUCAAGUUCCGCAGAUGCCACUCAAUACCAUGCUGAAUGGCAGUCAGCGAAGGAGGAGGCCAAGGACAUUCUUCAAGCCCUUGAAGAGCUAGCCUUGGCCCACGCCCAGCGCGAUACCGAGCUGUCAAACCUUGAGCGCGAACUCGAGGACACUAAGGAGAAACUUCAACAGACUGAUUUGACCAUCAAGGAUAAGGAGAGCGAGGUGCAGUUGGCUCGUGAUUCCCUUGCUACACAGCGCAAAAAGUAUGCUGAAGUGGUUGGCACCCUCAUUCGAGAUGUCCUUGACGUGGGUGAAUGCAUGAGCAAUCAGCUUCAGAAACCCAAUGUGAAUAUUGGUGAGAGGCUUGAUGAAGAGGUCACUGUUAUGCGACUCUACAUGAAUAAGAUGAAGACGGAGGCCAAGAUGCUUCACUCGAGAGUGAAUCAACUUGAGGAGGAAAGGGUGCAGCAUGUCCAACUACUGAGGAAAUCAGAGGAUGAGUCAAAGGAGUAUGCUAUUCGUGUUCGAGAGCUUGAAACGAAAGUGCAGAGCCUAACAGACAAGGUGGAUGAUUCAGAUUCUCGCAAGCGUCAACUGCAGGACAUGGUCGAUAAUCUGAACGCCGACGUAGCUAAGCUGCGUGCCAACGAACAGCUAUUGGCUGGCUCAGGUUCAACCAAUAAGGAGAUUCUCGCGGGCCAGUCGGAGAUUCGUGUCAAACUGGACGAGGAGUUUAAGCGCCAGAGCGAACAGUACGCACAGCAAGUUAAACAUCUGCGUGAUGAGCUCGAGAGCAAGGAGAAGAAAUCCGAGGCACUUAAUGAUGAGUUGAAUCACGUCAAGUUGCAAUACGAGAAAUCUUCUGAUGAAUCCGCAGCACUGAGGAAGCAGCUAGAAGUGGCAACCGAAAGGUUAGAAGCCUUGGAGAAGGAGGCGGCUCGUCGCGAGCAAUCUAAAGAAGAUCUCAAGGCCCUAGAGGAGACUAUGGUCAAGGAAUUUAACACUCUGGCCACUCUGCGUCGUCUCUUUUCCACAACGCGAAUGAACGCCAUCAAGGCGGCGGAAGCUGCAGCUGCCGAUCAGCAGCAUCAACAAGAGGGAGGCGAGAAUGCCGAAGCAGUCGGUUUGAAAGAACUCAUCGGUGGAGAGGAUGAGGAAGACGAAUCGAGCCAAUGGGGAACUCUUGCCCAGCGAGAGAAGAUUGCCUUCCUCGAGAAUAACCUCUCUAAACUCACAGAUGUCCACAAGCAACUCAUUCACGACAAUGCCGAACUCCGUUGCGAACUGCCCAAGAUGGAAAAACGACUCCGAUCGACUGCUGAGCGUGUUCGCAGUUUGGAGAUCUCGUUGAAAGAGGCGAAGGAGGGCGCAAUGCGAGACCGAAAGCGCUACCAACAUGAAGUUGAUCGUAUCAAGGAAGCUGUGCGACGUCGUCAGACGAAUCGUAUGGGCAACCCCUCGGCCACCAUUGCCAAACCCAUUCGUGCUGGUCACGCCCCACAAACCGUUGUCGUCGGUGCCGCAAACCCCUUUUCAUAA